Molecule: messenger RNA, 1989 nt
Organism: Metarhizium album ARSEF 1941
Lineage: Eukaryota; Fungi; Ascomycota; Sordariomycetes; Hypocreales; Clavicipitaceae
Product: LCCL domain containing protein
Exons: 1
Coding region: 1-1989 (662 amino acids)
Source: RefSeq, a predicted model, not a curated record
AUGGCCGGACAUCAUGAAGACGAAGACCAGCCCCUGAUGACCGAAUCCGAGCGACGCGAAGCCAACGUCGGCCCCGACGGCGUCGUCAAUCCGGACCGUCACCCGGACGCGCCUCUUGACGGCGGCGACGGCACUCUCCAAGUUGAGGACGACAGCGACCCGCCCACGCCGCGAUUCGUACAGGAUGAACAUGGAUGGAAGAGAUGGAAAUGGGUUCCUUAUCCUUUGCGCCGAAUGGUUCGCGCCGCCGGCAAGUGGUCAAAGGGCCCUGCAAACCCGCAGCCACAUCGCAUCAAGCCGCUCUUCCCCAUGGUCCAGGAAUACCCAUUGUUCCUCGUCGACAGGCUUCUCCCCACGCUGAAGCAACGCGCCUGGGUGCUGUUUUUCUAUUUUGCCAUUUGGCUCAUUACAUUCGUCCUGGUCAAGAGACAAGGAACCAUGGCGACAGAGGUUGCUGGAUGGGGCCAACCCCAAACCAUCGGAUGCGGCGCGACAUACUGGGGCUCGGGCAACUCGUGCGGUCUUCACGGCAACGAUUGCCGUCCGUUCAGAGGCAGCGGCUUUGCGUUCCGGUGCUCGGCGGGCUGCGCGAGCUAUCAAGUCCUCAACCCGAGGGCCGUUGGCGACCAGGAAGUCAUUUAUCAGCCCUUGAUCGUGGGUGGGCCGUCCAACGACGUUGCGCCCGGCAAUGCUACUUAUCGAGGCGACUCGUACAUCUGCGGCGCUGCCAUCCAUGCCGGUGUCAUUUCCAACGCCAAAGGGGGUUGCGGUGUGGUCAAGCUCGUCGGCGAGGGCCAGGACUAUCUGAGCACGCAGAGAAACGGCCUCACCAGCAUACGGUUCGACUCGUAUUUUCCGCUCUCGUUCUCGUUCCUGCCAGACGUCCAGUGCGAAUCCCAGGACACGAGGUGGCCAUUGCUGGCCAUCUCCGUCGUCUUCACGGCCGUUCUGUCCGUCUUCACGUCGUCUCCAGCCGUGUUCUUCUUUCCGACAUUCGUCGGCGUCUUCUGGACGGUGGGCAUGGCCACCGAUCCGCCGACCAACAGGUCCGUUGCUGCGCUAUUCUCCAACGUCCUGGGCAAGUUCCUGCCAGCAAUGUUCGUCGCCUGGGUCAUGUACGACAGGAUGGGCGUCCGUCGCACGCUCAGAGGCCUGACGGCGCAAAUCGAAAAGACUGUCCUGUGGCUGGGCGCAUGCUGGGUCGGUGCCCUGACCAACUACACCCUCAACUUCAUCCCCAUCCAGCGCCUCAACGCCCACGACCUGAACCAGCAGCCGGGCGCCAAGGCCGCCUUGUCCAUCAUCAUCAUCGCCCUCGCCGUCAUCAUCGCAAGCCAGGUCUGGUUCUUCCGCCAGGAGGCCCGCUUCAUCAAGUACAUCAAGCUCUACGCGCUCUUCCUCCUCGGCAUCCUGCUCUCCCUUGUUCUCCCCGGUCUCAACCUGCGCAUCCACCACUACGUCCUGGCGCUUCUGUUGCUCCCGGGAACGAGCCUGCAGACGCGCCCCUCUCUCCUGUACCAAGGGGUUCUCGUCGGCCUGUUCAUCAACGGCAUAGCCCGCUGGGGCUUCGACCCUGUGCUGCAGACCUCGGCCGCGCUUCAGGGCGACGCCCAAAGGGGAACGCCUCUGCCUGCAGUUCACGCCCCCGUCAUAGAUCUUUCGAAUACAACUACUCUGCCGUCCAAUAUUACAUUUACGUGGGAAAAGUCGGAGUACAUGCAAUUUGACGGCAUUAGCGUUCUCGUCAACGAUGUUGAGCGAUUUAGAUCGUAUUUCCAAGACGUCGACGCCACAGACAAGUUUGUCUGGUCGAGGGACAAGACGUUGGACUUGCCAGAGUAUUUUAGAUUUGCGUUCAUGGAUGGCAGUGACAGCGGGGACUACACCAAGGCCGGCGUCUGGACUGGCGACGGGGAGUGGGUGGACAUGAAGCCGGGGGCGUCAAAGGUCAAGCUCAGGAGCCCGGGGGACGACGUGCUAGGCAGGUGA